ACAGGGGUGCCGCAAAAAGCCACAGAUCGGAGGUCAGGAGAUCGCGAGCCAAGCCGCCGGCGGACUCAGCCGAUAAACUGUGUGUGCCUCGAAUUUAACGACGACGGCGAGCGGCGAGAUGGCGGCGGCGGCGGCGGGAGGCGGCGACGGGAGAUGGUGCGUGGUGACGGGCGGCCGCGGCUUCGCGGCGAGGCACCUGGUGGCGAUGCUGCUACGCUCCGGCGAGUGGCUGGUGCGCGUGGCCGACCUGCCCCCCGCCAUCGCGCUCGACCGCGACGAGGAGGAGGGGAUCCUAGGCGCCGCCCUGCGGGAGGGCCGGGCUGCCUACGCCUCCGCGGACCUCCGCAACAAGGCCCAGGUGGCCGCAGCUUUUGAGGGGGCUGAUGUUGUUUUCCACAUGGCUGCACCAGAUUCGUCUAUCAACAACUUUCACCUUCAUUAUUCAGUUAAUGUUGAGGGAACAAAGAAUGUCAUUGACGCUUGCAUCCGUUGCAAGGUGAAGAGACUUAUCUACACCAGUUCACCAAGUGUAGUUUUCGAUGGAAUUCAUGGAAUCUUUGAUGCAGAUGAAUCAAUGCCUUACCCAGACAAGUUUAAUGAUUCAUAUUCAGAAACAAAGGCAGAUGCAGAAAAGUUGGUCAUGAAGGCUAAUGGUAGGGAUGGGCUUCUUACUUGUUGUAUACGCCCAAGUAGCAUUUUUGGCCCUGGUGAUAAGCUACUGGUUCCUUCUCUGGUUACUGCUGCAAGGGCAGGAAAGUCUAAGUACAUUAUUGGUGAUGGGAGCAACUACUAUGAUUUCACCUAUGUGGAGAAUGUGGCAUAUGGCCAUGUUUGUGCAGAGAAAACUCUAUCAUCUGAAGAUGGUGCAAAGAGAGCUGCUGGAAAAACCUAUUUCAUAACAAAUAUGGAGGCUAUAAAAUUCUGGGAGUUCAUGUCGUUGAUUUUGGAAGGACUCGGAUAUGAAAGGCCUUCAAUAAAAAUACCAGUUUCUGUUAUGAUGCCAGUGGCUCAUAUGGUAGAAUGGACUUAUAAGACGUUCGCUCGCUAUGGAAUGAAAAUUCCUCAGCUUACUCCUUCAAGGAUCCGGCUCCUGUCUUGCAAUAGAACAUUCAGCUGCUCAAGAGCAAAAGAUCAGCUUGGUUAUGAACCCAUUGUGUCACUCAAGGAUGGACUUAAGAGAACAAUAGAGUCAUAUCCCCAUCUGCAAGCACAAAAUCAAAGGAGCAUAUCAAAAGCCUCAAUUUUCCUUGGCAAUGGAAAUCUUGCGAAGACAGUUCUCUGGGAAGACAUGAAGCAAACAAUGACUGUACUACUGCUACUGGCUGUUAUCUACUAUCAUUUAUUUACAUGUGGUUACACCUUCAUUACAGCAAUGGCAAAGCUUUUCUCACUAACCGCACUGUUUUUAUUCAUUCAUGGGAUUCUGCCUGCAAAUGUGUUUGGACACAAGGUUGAGAAGCUCGAGCCUUCAAAUUUUCACAUCACACAGGUGGAGGCGCAUCAUAUUGCUCAUUCAGUCAGCUCAACAUGGAACUCUUUAGUUGGUGUGCUAAAAUCUUUAUGCAGAGGAAAUGAUUGGCCACUAUUUUUCAAGGUGGUAUUCUCCCUAUUGGUUGUGAGCAUCCUUAGUUCCAUGUCUUCGCAAUCUGCAUUUAAAAUAGGUAUUUCUAUGGCUUUCCUAGGCUUCAAAGCCUAUGAGAAAUGGGAGGACACCAUCGAUGAUUUGGUGGGUAAUGCAUGCUCGGUUGUUACGCACUUUGUUCAGGGCCAGAAAUCCUCAAGGCAGAAGCAUGCAGAUAAUUGAAUGGCAUCAUUUAGUGAGGUUAACUUCAAUUUCAGCCAUUGCUAGUUUUUCUUCCGAGAACUUCAGCCAAUGUUCCUAUAAUGUUGUAAAUUAGUUUAGAGGUUCAGAUUUGGACAUUUCCUUACAGUGGUUGAUGCGCUUGUAGGGAAUUGAACUAUUUUUUCAAAGAGAUAUUUUUGCUCAUUGUAUUAUUGUGUAGAUGGAUGCCUUUUCAGUUCUUACUUACCAA
Molecule: messenger RNA, 2033 nt
Organism: Oryza sativa Japonica Group (Japanese rice)
Lineage: Eukaryota; Viridiplantae; Streptophyta; Magnoliopsida; Poales; Poaceae
Product: 3beta-hydroxysteroid-dehydrogenase/decarboxylase
Biological process (GO): steroid biosynthetic process
Molecular function (GO): 3-beta-hydroxy-Delta5-steroid dehydrogenase (NAD+) activity
Source: RefSeq, a predicted model, not a curated record